CGGAAGUGCAACUCGAACUUGGUUGGGGCGCGGAUCUCGAGAGAAAAAGUCGGAGCCCGGCGCGAGGGAGUUCGCCCAGAGAGCUGGAAGGCCACGCCUCCUCCUGCCUACCCACUCAGCCUUGCAACUGGGGACAGAGCUCAGAUUUGCUGUCUAGGAUCGAUUUGAAUGAACUCAUGAAAAAGGACGAACCACCUUUUGAUUUUCCAGAUACACUGGAAGGCUUUGAAUAUGCUUUUAAUGAAAAGGGGCAGUUAAGACACAUAAAAACUGGAGAACCAUUUGUUUUUAACUACCGAGAAGACUUACACAGGUGGAACCAGAAAAGAUAUGAAGCUCUGGGUGAGAUCAUCACAAGAUAUGUUUAUGAGCUCCUGGAAAAUGACUGUAACUUGAAAAAAAUCUCUAUUCCAGUAGAUGCCACUGAAAGUGAACCAAAGAGUUUUAUCUUUAUGAGUGAGGAUGCUUUGACAAAUCCACAGAAACUGAUGGUUUUAAUUCAUGGUAGUGGUGUUGUCAGGGCAGGUCAGUGGGCUAGAAGGCUUAUUAUUAAUGAAGAUCUGGACAGUGGCACACAGAUACCUUUUAUUAAGAGAGCUGUGGAUGAAGGUUAUGGAGUCAUAGUCCUCAACCCAAAUGAAAACUAUAUAGAAGUGGAAAAGCAGAAAAUGCAUAAGCAGUCAUCUUCUGAUGGCACAGAUGAGCCAGCAGGGAAGCGGGAAAGGAAAGAUAAGGUCUCCAAGGAAACAAGGAAGCGCCGCGAUUUCUACGAGAAGUACCGUAACCCCCAAAAGGAGAAAGAAAUGAUGCAGUUGUUUAUCAGGGUGAGAAAGAGGAAAAGUCUCUUUUGUUUUCUACUCAUGGAGUUCUUAGAUGAAGAAACUCCAACCUCAGUGCCCAGGACUGCCUGGGAAGCCGUCAUAAGUAUUAAAGAUAAAGUGCCUAGGACUGUUCGCAUAAGGAUGAAGGAAGAUGUACAAGCACACAACAGCCAUCAGCUGAUAGUGAAAACCUGCUGCAAAGACACUACUUAA
Molecule: messenger RNA, 1034 nt
Organism: Rattus rattus (black rat)
Lineage: Eukaryota; Metazoa; Chordata; Mammalia; Rodentia; Muridae
Gene: Arb2a
Product: family with sequence similarity 172 member A
Exons: 8
Coding region: 177-1034 (285 amino acids)
Biological process (GO): regulatory ncRNA-mediated heterochromatin formation
Cellular component (GO): nucleus
Molecular function (GO): siRNA binding
Source: RefSeq, a predicted model, not a curated record